CUUAACACUGUUUAAUGUUAAACAGUGACGGGGUGAUAUUAACACCUUUGGCCCAUAUAGACCAUCUAAAUUAAUGCAAUAGACCUCACCAAAUGCUUUGGCAUUUGGUCUUUUCAGAGACCCCUAGCUCAGAGGGGAUCAAACGAGGCUGCUACUUCCCCCAUGGGAUCCUGAGUGAGUUCAUGCAGCUUGGAAAGGAAUCCAAGGUUCAAGAUGUUGGUCUAGUCCCCUCAGUGCAGCUUGCCUGGGAACAGUGUUGAAUGGAACACUGCAAAAUUCUGUGGCAGCUGCUUGCUAUCUGCUGGUGUUUGAGGAGGAGGAUGGAGGUUCUCAUUAAUUUAUUUCCUCUGUAUUUAUUUUAGAAUUCUCUACAUCCAUAACAAGCUCCCUACAGUCUGAUCCUCUCUCACCACGGUAACAGAGGGUCACUUGGCCUUAAAGAGCUCCUCAGGGACCCUCAGAAAGCUUUGAGAUGUCUCAUGAAAAGGAAAGACCCAGCGUCCAAACUUCCCCAAUCAUCCCCAAACCUCGUGGGGGAAGGGCUCACUACGCGACCUGGGGCUUCAUUGUUCUCUGCGUUUUUGCCCUGUAUCACAUGGAGCAGUCCUGGAACCAUGCCGCAGAGAACAUCACCUUCUACUUCACGGCCCUGCAGAUCGGAGCUCUGCUCAGAGGGGUUUGCAACUUCGUGGAAGAGAUUUGGCAUGUGCAAUCCAGACACCGCAGCAGCUGGUGGAGGGUGGUGGUUGCCUGCCUGAGCCCAAGUCUGCGCUGCCACGCGCUCCUGCUGCUGGUCAGCAUCUGCGCCUACAUAGCCCUGUUCGGCGAGACUGGGCUGCAGCUCUUCCUCAACCUCAUCCUCGUCUGCCUCUGCCAGCUCCUCAGCUUCGCCUUUGGGCUUCAGAGUCCCUCUGCAGUGGAAAUGUCUGAAAUCUGUGAAAAGAACAACUGCAACGUAGCACAUGGACUAGCGUGGUCUUACUAUGUGGGGUAUUUAAAGUUAGUUCUGCCACGCCUUAAAGAUUUGAUCAGUGAGUUCAACAGAGCCAAUAACAAUUUGCUGAAGUGCAAGGAGACCUGGAAAUUGCACAUCCUUCUCCCAAUGAGCUGUGAGAUAUACGAUGACCUGCAGAAGGCUGACAGCCACAUCCAGUACUGGAAGGAUCUCCCGGCGCUGCAGCUGGACCGUGCUGGCACUAAAUGGAGAAGCUACAAACAAAGCAUCUAUACAAUUUUGGGUGAAGACAAAAAGUUGAAUUACUGCAUUGUGGAGUAUGCCCCCCCGCUGCAGUCCCUCUACGCUAUGUCCCAGGAUGAAAGCGCCGCCUUUGGCCGGGAGGAUCGCCUGGAGCAAGCCCAGCUCUUCUGUAGGACCUUGGGGGAGAUCUUACAACGCUCCAAGGAAUGCGCGGGCUGCUACCGGCUCAUUGUGUAUGAGGAGUCGGGAGACAGCGACAGCCAUUUUCUGUCAAAGGAGAUCCUAAAGCACAUCAGACAGCAGCACUUGGAGGAAUACACCAUGUGUGAGGGGAAUCACGAGUCCAGCACCUUCCUCUCAACAGAGCCCAAUAUCCUGAUCAGUGACUCGGAGCUACCCGGGCCUCUGCGGAGCGAUGGCUUCUGAAACCUGCGGAUGGGACUGGCAGGUUACUCCCUCUUCAAGCAUACAAAGAGAGAGGACUAAGACAGUCAGGGCCAUCCUUAGGCAUAUGCAGCAUACACGGCUGUGUAGAGCACCCUAAAAAUUGGGGUACCCCUGGGUCUUAGUGUCCACCCUUCCACCUUUUCCUAUCCCUGUUCUGACCCUUCCUGCAGGCUCCCAC
Molecule: messenger RNA, 1823 nt
Organism: Chrysemys picta bellii (western painted turtle)
Lineage: Eukaryota; Metazoa; Chordata; Testudines; Emydidae
Source: RefSeq, a predicted model, not a curated record